AUGGACAUUGUCUCUACUGGAGAGAGGAUUGAAACAGCCAUCAAAGUAGGGAGAACUAAAAGUAUUAGUACAGAGAAUGGCCUAGGCAAGAAGUGGACAAGCAAGAAGAAGGAAGAAGAGGUUCAGAUGGUUCAAAGACAACAAUAUCAAAGAGAGCAUGGCCCAGGGGCUAGGAGGAAUUUUGCUUUCGAACCCUCUGUCAAUCAGACAGUUCAUACAGGAGGUAGACCCCAAGUUGUUCCUUCCAGGACCAUGCCUACCCAACCAAAUGUGCGAACUCAUGAUAGAGGCAUCCAGAGAAAUACGAGAAGGAUAGAUCCUAUUCCAAUGACAUACUCAGAAUUAUUCCCACAAUUGAUGGAAAGGAACUUAGUUUCAGUCAUUCCUGGAAUGGUCAUUACGGCACCUUAUCCGCAAUGGUAUGACCCCGAAGCCAAGUGUGCAUACGCUAACACUCCCGGGCACACUAUUGAACAAGAAGGGAUGAACGAGGUGGAUUUUGAACAAAUGUCUUUAGAUUGGGUGUUCAAUGAACUUAUUGCGGCAGGUCGGAUAGGGCAAGAGGCUGUUUGCCCCACUAAUGCACUUUGUUUAUGUCAGAGCAAAGAAGGAAGAUCGGUGAAAAAGUGUGUUACUUUUAGAAUGUUUUUGCAAAAGAUGGUGGAUAACAAGUUUAUAGAGAUCAGUUGUACCCACAAAAUUGGAGAAAUUGUAGUCGUUGGGGAAAACAGACCAGUAUAUCACCAGUGGACUAAUCAACCAUUCAUACCUACCAUGAACAAGGCUCUUCCCACACAGGAAGCGCCAGCUCGCUUGGUGAUCUCUACUCCCAGGCCAUUCCCAUACAAGAGUAACCAAGCAGUACCCUGGAAAUAUGAAUGUGAAGCGUAUAUCGAAGGAAGCACCAGCAAUAUAGCAGGGGUAAAAGGGAUAACUCGAAGUGGUAGGGUGUAUAUGCCAGAUUCUUCUAAAACAAAUCGACAGAAUGCAGGGGAACCAGACAGGGCAGUGAAAAGUCCAAUAUCCAAUGGAGAGGCCGAAGAAUUCCUGAAGAUAAUAAAGCACAGCGAGUACAACAUUGUGGACCAACUAAAGAAAAUGCCUGCUCACAUAUCUGUUUUGUCACUUCUACUAAAUUCAGAGACCCAUCGGGAGGCGUUACUUAAAGUUCUAAAUCAAGCCUACAUUCCCCAUGAUAUCAGCGUUGAUAAAUUCAAUCAUGUGAUCGGAAGUCUGGCAGCCUCCAACUACAUCACUUUUACUGAUGAAGAAAUUCCACCAGAAGGCCAGGGGCACAACAAGGCGCUGCAUAUAUCCACCAAAUGUAAGGAUCAUAUGAUGUCUUGA
Messenger RNA from Malania oleifera, 1347 nucleotides. RefSeq lists its product as uncharacterized. The record is from RefSeq and is a predicted model, not a curated record. The coding region runs from base 1 to 1347 and encodes 448 amino acids. The transcript is spliced from 2 exons. NCBI's taxonomy places the organism in Eukaryota, Viridiplantae, Streptophyta, Magnoliopsida, Santalales, Ximeniaceae.